Molecule: messenger RNA, 640 nt
Organism: Ipomoea triloba (trilobed morning glory)
Lineage: Eukaryota; Viridiplantae; Streptophyta; Magnoliopsida; Solanales; Convolvulaceae
Product: protein RALF-like 34
Exons: 1
Coding region: 56-445 (129 amino acids)
Source: RefSeq, a predicted model, not a curated record
UCUCUCUCCCCUUUAAUUUCAUAGUCUGAUAGACACUCUCAGAUCACAUGCUGCCAUGGACGCUCCAAAACCCUUCUUCUUCUUCCUUGUCGUCUUCUUGCUUCUCGUCACAAACAGCGCAAGCGUAGGAGCGCAAGUUGAAGAAUCCGGCGUGAAAGUCAUCGGCGAUAGAGCGGAGAUGCCAAUGGGGAUGUCAUUGUACGGCGGCGAUGCUGAAGAGGAGGAGGAGCUGGAAGGAGAAGAAUCUCCGGCGGCGGGUAGCCGGAGAUCUCUGUUCUGGCGCACAAUGAGGUACUACAUCUCCUACGGCGCACUCUCGGCGAACCGGAUCCCCUGCCCUCCCCGUUCCGGCAGGUCUUAUUACACCCACAACUGCCACGUGGCUACCGGCCCCGUCCGCCCUUACUUCAGAGGUUGCUCCGCCAUCACGCGCUGCCGGAGGUGAACACCUACACGUACGACAGUGUAUAACUACAGACCUACAGUACGUUAUAUGGGUUGUAUCUAUCUGUAAUCUGCGUGCUUUUUAAUUUCUUUUAAAAUUUUGCAGACUUAUUGCCUGCUAGGAUGGUCCACUGUUAAAACAUUAUUCUUAAUUAAUAUUCGAUUUAUUACUCCUUUUGAAUUUGUGUUUAUCAAA